CCAGAGCUGUGAGGGCAGGGGACAGUUUUGCUGUGUCUCAUCCAUCCCGUGUGUCAGUUAAUCUGAAAUCAUGAUGUGAAGCCGUGUGAAAGCUGAGAAAAGGGAUCCACAGUUAAGGCAGCUCAGCUCUGUUUCAACACUUUUCCAAGGAAAAGGAGGAAAUCCCCUGGUUGCUCUGAGUGGAACACAGCCCGUUUCUCAGCCUUCUUCCUCCCCUCAGCUGAAGCAGAGAAUGCAUGAAGCAGUAUUGCCCUAAUGAGAAGAAAAGACUGCUGGAGGCAGAAGCACAGCCAACAGAAGCAGAGCAGAAGGUAAAACCAUGGAUUGCACAGGACAGUGCUAAAUACAAUGAUGGCACUGAAGGUUCAGAUUCUGUUUGGCUUACUCUGGUGUGUGAUUUUAAUGCCUAUAGAUGGCUUCCCAGUAGACAGCAAUACUGAAUUUCGCUCUGCUUUCUCAGUGGCCAGAACCAGCAGCAUGGAAGGGAGCUCUGAGAUGGUCAUUACCUUUGACAAAGUGUAUGUGAACAUUGGCAAUGACUUUGAUCCCAAGACCGGGUUGUUUCGGUGUCGUAUUCCUGGAGCCUACUACUUCUCAUUCACAGUUGGGAAAUACCCAAAGAAAAACUUGUCUGUCAUGCUGAUGAGAAACAAGAAUGAGGUGCAGGUGAUUGUGUAUGAUGAACAUCACCGAAAGGAACGGAAGGUAGCCAGCCAGAGUGCCAUGCUGCAGCUUGACUAUGGUGACACAGUCUGGCUGCGUUUACAUGGAGACCCCAAGUAUGCUCUUUACAGCAAUGUAGGCCCCUAUACAACUUUCAAUGGCUAUCUAAUCUAUCCAGACACUUCUGCCUUCUUCCAGAACGCUCUCAGCUCUCAAGAACUGGGGCCUCACCGUCACAAUGUUCAGAAACUUCCAGGAGAGCAGAAUGCAGCUUCACAGCGACAUAUGUUAUCCGAUCAGCCUAAGAAGGAACAAGACCCUCGCUCUGCAUUUUCUGUUGCCCGCUCACAAAGUCUCCUGGGCACAGAUGGCAAGCAAACCCAGCACGAGCCAAUCACUUUUGACACGGAGUUUGUGAAUAUUGGGAAAGAUUUCAAUUCCUCCACUGGCAUCUUCUCAUGCCGUAUACCUGGUGCAUACUAUUUCUCCUUCACCAUUGGCAAAAUGCCCUUUAAGACCAUGUCAGUGAAACUUAUGAAGAACCACAAUGAGGUGCAGGCCAUGAUCUAUGAUGACAACCACUCCAAGAGGCGGGAGAUGCAGAGCCAGAGCAUCAUGCUGCCUCUGCAGUACGGGGACACCGUCUGGCUCUACAGCCAUCAGCAUGAUGGCUAUGGUGCCUACAGCAACCAUGGCAAGUACAUCACCUUCACAGGCUUCCUGAUCUAUUCGGAGCCUCAGCCAAAGCGGCUCCCAGGUGCCAGCUCACUCCAAGGGUCAGAAAAUUAAAUGUGGAUGUGAAAGGAGCAUAAGAAAAGCCAGGGUGCCACGAACUUGGGUAUAGCUCCUCUUUGGAUAUAGUCCUCUACUUUGAGCAUGCUAUCAUGUGUACAGUGCUUUCUUUAUGCUGCACGAUUGUGCUCUGACUGCAGGGCCAUUGCUGUGUCUGUCAUUCAUCCAUAGAAAAGUCUGUACAGGAAUGUAUGUGUGUGUCCUGUGUUGGUGUUUGACUUAAGCAUAAAGCAUGAGGUAGUUUUGGGGCAGGGGUGGGGCAAUGUAGUGAAAUGCUGAGGAUCAGGGAACACUGCAGUCAUGUUACUGCAGAUCUCUAGCAUCCAGAAAGCGAAGGAUGUGGUGACUUUCCUUGCAUAUAUGGGAAGGAAAUAAAUGUAAUAAAAAAUACAAAAGGUGUAAAAUUUCCUCAGGUUUGAAUUUGUUGUUGCCUGUGAAACUUGUGUUCUUGUCACUGCCUGAAGUGUCAGCUCAAGAGAAAAAGCAGCACAGUGUACAAGCUGCAGUAUUGUACAUUCAUGUGUGCAAAGUGUUGGUACCUUUUAGGGUUUUAUUGGAAGUUUCAUGGUAUUUGAUGCCUUUCUGAAUCUGAACCUCCUGAAUCAAGAAGAAUGCACAAGAAAAGUGUUCAGUAAUCUCAUCUUCCAUUUAAUGAAAACAAUACAUUUAAGAAAAGAAAAGUCUACUUCUGUUUCUUGUGGUAAAGGAUGAGGUCUCAAAUCUAGGAAUGACCCAACCUCUGAAACAAGAUUGCUUAGAAACAAGGUAAGUAAUAGGAAUUUUAGAAGUACUUUUAAAAAUCUAAUAUUUAGGUCAUGACUUAUAUGUGAAUAGUAUUGUGCCAUGCCUUGACAUUAACUUCUUCAGAAAGUAACUCCUUGAACAUAUAAGGAUAUGGCUAAGGUUUAUGCCGCACUGGUAACCUAGCACAAAUGGGAUCGAAGUUACCUCUAAGUGCCAUGUUCAGCAGUUGUGUUCCAGUGGUUUCCUACAGGCUGUGUUCCGUCGAGCCGUAUUGCUGCUGCAGUGGGACUGCUGUGGCUGUAGAGGGCACUGGUAUGUUCCUAAAAGGCAGCAGUUGGGAUUUAGGAAACCAGCAGGCUGGAAGCUUCAGCGCAGUGCGGUGAAGUGCUGCUGCAGUUGAGCACAGCUAAACCCUGGUUUGUCUCCUAAAAUACACGGCAGAAAUGCACCAUCUUAAGCAUGCCCGGAACUGUGUGAUGUCCCCUGAGUUUAACUUGUAGGCUGCGCUCAACAAGUAGCAAAGCCCUUAAACUGACCUUAACAGCAUCCUGAAUUCAAAAGAGUACACUUGCAUCUGCAUCACCAAGCCAACCCCCUGGAUCUUUACAUGCAGCUCUGACUUUGCAUUUUGCAGCAAGGCAGUAUUUCCAGGCACUGCUACCAUCCCAGCUCAGCCUUUUAAUGCUGUUCUGUGCUCAAACUGGAUGUGUUUGCAACCACUCCCUAGCUUUAUCACACUGUAUGCAUCACAGACAUUAAAGACUAAAGGUAUGUUUGGGAAAAGGAUGACUGGAGGUACACUAAAAAAAAAAAAAAAAGGCCAAAGAACACUGAGAUAGGACACUAUAAGACACUAGCUUCCUAGCUUCCUAGAAGCUACACUUCAAAUAUAAUGAUAAUCUUAGUCCCUAUACCUACAUCCUUGGGGGGGGGGGGGAGGGGGAAGCUUUAUGAAUGGUGUAAAUCUGUUCUGUAGCCUUUUGUAGCCCUAACCUGACCUCUAAAACCACUCUCUGUGUCUUCUUGCUUCCAGGCUUAUUCCUGUCUCAGAAAUACUAUUUUGUCUUUCCAUCUGCUGGGCAGCAGUGGCUUGGAGAAAAAUAAACUAGGUCAAGAGCUAGCAGUUCCCUCCUUGAAUGUCAUACACCUCCUUUUUCAGCAUGGAAAAUUAAGAAUGUACUGAUAGAAAAGAAAUUACAGAUCCCACCAUCUGCAUGUGCAGUGAAUACUCCAAAUUAAUGUGGCAGCAGGAAACCCAAUAGAAACAAACAAAAAAUCAAAACCCUCCUGUGUAGAUGAUCAUAUUUAUUUAGUUCCACACAGCAAUGUGUAAGAUAGAGAAAGUUAAGUAUCUCAUUCUAUAAAAUAAUUACGUUUCUGAUUUUGAGUAUAAGGAUUGUGUGUUUGUUAUGUUUGUCUUGUAAAGUGCCAUAGCAGUACGGAAGAGAACUUCAGAAGAGAUAAAAUCUGCUGUAGAAAUAACUAGGUCACUAUCCUUGGGAAUUUAAAUGAGAUAUAAAAAGUAUAUUCCAAACUGCUGGCUGACACAAAGCAGUAUACAUAUGUAAAUAUAAUAUACAAAUACAGGGAAGCUUUGUAGAAUACAUGCAGUUUUGGUUGAUCUUUUAAGAAAAAUGAACACGUUAUGUGGAAAAUUACUUUGGGCACAUAAAAUGCGAAUUGCAUAACCAGGAAGCUGAAAUUAAGUGCACUACCUGUAUUGUGAAACACAGCAGCAUCUGCUUAGCUGAUUACUGGAGAGGAGAAAAAAGACUGCAUUUGGCUGAAACCACAGAAGGAAUAGAGGACGCCAAGCUGAAUUAUUCAAGAUAAAUUCUGCUAAGACACCAGUGUAACAUCCUGGAAAAAACCUGCCAGGACAACUCCCUAGAAAGCAUCAGUGAUCAAGAUAGAUAACACUUCUAAAUAGCACUGCCUACAUCAGCCCAACCCACUUAAAAAAAAAACAAAAAAGGAAAAAAAAAAGGAAA
This is a messenger RNA of Tympanuchus pallidicinctus (lesser prairie-chicken), 4190 nucleotides long. RefSeq names its product C1q and TNF related 4 (gene C1QTNF4). Gene Ontology annotation, molecular function: protein binding. The transcript has 4 exons. The record is from RefSeq and is a predicted model, not a curated record. The coding region runs from base 349 to 1452 and encodes 367 amino acids. NCBI's taxonomy places the organism in Eukaryota, Metazoa, Chordata, Aves, Galliformes, Phasianidae.